Molecule: messenger RNA, 1783 nt
Organism: Vitis vinifera (wine grape)
Lineage: Eukaryota; Viridiplantae; Streptophyta; Magnoliopsida; Vitales; Vitaceae
Product: ricin B-like lectin R40G3
Exons: 3
Coding region: 361-1347 (328 amino acids)
Source: RefSeq, a predicted model, not a curated record
AAUUCAUUUUUAUUAUCUAAGGAACUAAAAGUUUAAAUAUUUUAAUAAAACAUUUUUUGUUUUGUAAGGUGAGUAGUAUAAAUUUAUAAUGGAUUAGAGAUAAGAUUUCACUAAAUCGAAAUUUCGAGGAAAGACCGGACUUACCUAGACGUUUCAAAAUCAAUUUCUUUCAUUUUGAAAUGAUUCCAAAGAAGGUUCCCUUUCUAAAUUUUAAUGUGCUUUUAGGGAUGAUUUUUCGGGGAUUCCAACUUCAACUUUAAGUUGAGUGAAAAACAAGCCAUUCCAAAAUCCAAACGAGCGAUCAAUAUUAAUCAUAAAACAUGAAUCUCCCCUUUUAGACCUAACUCAGAUUUGGGAACGAUGGAAUUCCCAUUUGGGCAUCACCAUCACACCCAUCAUCACAGGCCUGAAUAUGGCGCAGGCGAAGAAGAAGAGUACCUGCAGCCCCCACCCCCACCGCCUCUUAUUCAUCCUCCGCCACCACCGCCAGCAUAUUUUCAUGGAGAAGAUGAACCACCACCGCCAGCAUAUUUUUAUGGAGAAGAUGAACCACCACCGCCGCGGGCACAAGUGCAUCACAUUUCCCAUGCUGAUCCACCGCGACCACCGCCUUCAUCGCACGUGCAUCAUAUUUCACAUGUAGAAGAUCAAGGCUUUGGCCGCGAAAAUUACACGCACGAAGGGCCUCCUUAUGCUCGACCGCCGCCUGUUUCCUAUUCCGCCUCUGCUCCUGUCCGGCAUGUCUCUCACCAUUUGAACCCUCAGCAGCCUCAGGGUACUGAACAGGUUGAAACCCAUCAUCUUCAUCAUUUGCCAGGUUUCCUUCAUCAUCACAACGAAGCCCACGGGGUGGGUUCUAACCUGUCCAAUAAACCCACUGUGAGGGUUUUCUGCAAGGCCAAGCCUAAUCACUCCCUUACCAUCCUAGAUGGGAAGGUCUAUCUGGCGCCAUCCAACAAAACCGACAUGCUCCAACACUGGAUCAAAGAUGAGAAAUACAGCACGAGUGUGAAGGACGAAGAGGGAUUUCCAAGCUUUGCUUUGGUUAAUAAAGCCACCGGUCAGGCAAUGAAACAUUCAAUUGGGGCUUCUCAUCCUGUGCAGCUGAUCCCUUACAAUCCAGAUGUCCUUGAUGAGUCUGUUCUAUGGACUGAAAGCAAGGACUUGGGAGAUAAUUUCAGAAGUAUCAGGAUGAUCAAUAACAUUCACUUGAAUGUUGAUGCUUUACAUGGGGAUAGGAGCCAUGGAAGUGUCCAUGACUGUACUACUAUUGUGCUCAACAAGUGGAAGAAAGGAGAUAACCAGCUAUGGAAAAUCAGCCUCUACUGUAAGUCUUCUAAUAUAUGAAGGGGGUUUUAGUUUUGUCUCUUAAUAUUCUCCAAACAUAUCAGAUCUUUCAUAGUCUCUCCCAAAUCAGACAGCCUAGAAAAAUAGAAAUUUAAAAAGAAUUAAAUAAAAACAGACCUUGAUUAUCACCAUAGUUUGAGAAGUUGAAAACCCCUUUCCCUCUCAACUGACACAAUCUAUUCCACUGUCUCUAAAUCUUUCCUUGUGUGAAUGUUAAAUGCAGGAUAUUCUUGUGAUGGAGUCACCGUAUCUAGAUGCCUGUGUUUGCAUAAAUAUGGACUGAGGGAAGAAAUGUGGGUUGUUAUCUUCAUGUAUAAUUUCUGUUUUCAUGAUCAGUAUGUGUGAAAAUCAUGUUGUUGCUCUAUACAGACAUGUCCUGUUGCUUUAUCUUGAUCACUUUCUAUAUCCUCCAAUAUAUAUUCAGUUUGAUGUUGAA